Mycotypha africana is the source of this 909-nucleotide messenger RNA. RefSeq lists its product as uncharacterized. The transcript is spliced from 5 exons. The record is from RefSeq and is a predicted model, not a curated record. Lineage: Eukaryota; Fungi; Mucoromycota; Mucoromycetes; Mucorales; Mycotyphaceae. Bases 1 to 909 code for a protein of 302 amino acids.
AUGAAUAUUAACAACCGACAUGCUUUAACGAGGGAUGAUCGCGAAAGUCGUUUGAAAGCAGCUUACAGUGUCAAUUGCAGCCAAGCUUGUCUACUGCUACAAGCGAUCCAGAUGAAUGGCAGACGGCGCCUAAGUCCUGCUUGUAUAAUGCAACUGGCCACGUUCGUUGGAAAGGCUUGGGAAUCAGACUGCAAACAAGAAAAAAUUGAUGAACUGGCGGCAUUGAUGACACAUCUGUUGGAUACGACUCAAUUAUGUCCUGAAAAAUCCCUGGACGAAGCACUUAAACAAUUCUGUCGUAACGAUGUACCUGCUCACACUGUGUCACCAAGCAUCACUUUACUGAUCGCUAUCGGUUAUAUCGAAAGGCUUAAAUCAAAAUACAAUAACAUCAAAGGCGCUAAUGGUUGUGGCCGGCGAUUGAUUUUGAUAGCUUACAUGAUGGCAGCCAAGUUUAUGCACGUUAAUUUGCGAUCGGUCAUCAAUACAGCUCCAUCAGCCAAGGAAGACACCUCUUUGACGUCCGACUCCUCCCCACAACACAAAAGCAAUGAUACCCUUCCUCUUCCCAGCUUAAUACCACCAGCAUCUUUACAAAAACAUCAAUUACCAUCCCCUCCUACUUCACCUAAAAACUAUUCUGACACAGACCCUUUGAAAUACCAUUACUUCCGCCCCAACCCAAGCAAACAACAAGUCCCUGCUCGUCGUUUGUCAACGCCAAUGCCUUCUUCUACACAUCAUCCUUUGACCGACGCUGAUCUCAAGCGUAUGGAAAUAGAAUUCUUGCACUUUUUGAAUUAUGAUCUUACCUUAACCGAUACACUCAGGCUGAUUCAUUGGGCUCAAAAGUUUGAUGAUGAUCUCUUACCACCUAUUCGUGCCACAUCCACGGCAAAGAACAAGUAA